This is a messenger RNA of Dendronephthya gigantea, 1536 nucleotides long. Its product is annotated as actin, cytoplasmic-like. The record is from RefSeq and is a predicted model, not a curated record. The coding region runs from base 233 to 1363 and encodes 376 amino acids. The transcript is spliced from 3 exons. Lineage: Eukaryota; Metazoa; Cnidaria; Anthozoa; Malacalcyonacea; Nephtheidae.
GAAGAAUCCCUGUUAUUUAUCUUGUGAUGCCUCCAUAGUUCCACCUGUGCAACAUGAAUAACCGAGGCAAGAUUAUAAUCGCUUCCGAAAUUUUCCGAAAAUAGAAUGUUGUGCGCAGAACCGAUGCGCAGUGGAUGGCGCUUCUGCUUUCAAAGAUUCUUUAUAUCUUGUAUUUGUUAAACAGUACUGUAGAAAACGCAUGUAGCCAUAGCUUUAAACUUUUGCUGUAAAAAUGGAAGACGACGUUGCGGCAUUAGUUGUUGAUAAUGGAUCUGGUAUGUGCAAGGCUGGUUUUGCCGGAGACGAUGCGCCAAGAGCUGUAUUCCUCUCCAUCGUCGGUCGUCCUCGCCAUCAAGGUGUGAUGGUUGGUUCGGAUCACAAAGACUCGUAUGUUGGCGAGGAAGCUCAAGAGAAAAGAAGCAUCCUUUCCUUGAAAUACCCCAUCGAAUACGGCUUCAUCACAAACUGGGACGAUAUGGAAAAGAUAUGGCAUCACGCAUUCUACAACGAACUCCGAGUUCAACCAGAUGAACACCCCGUACUUCUCACAGAGCCACCGAUUAACCCUAAAUUAAACCGUCAAAAAAUGACUUCGAUCAUGUUCGAGACUUUUAACACUCCAGCCAUGUAUGUAGCUAUCUCGGCUGUGUUAUCCCUGUAUGCUUCUGGUCCUACCACAGGAUUCGUCUUUGACAGUGGUGGUGGUAUGUCCUACACCGUACCAAUCUAUGAAGGUCAUGCCUUACCUCAUGCAGUCUUUCGUCUCGAUUUGGCUGGUCAUCAUCUUACUAAAUACCUAAUGAAAAUCUUGACCGAGAGAGGUUACUCUUUCACCACAACUGCCGAAAGGGAGAUUGUUCGUGACAUCAAAGAAAAGUUGGCCUACGUUGCCCUAGAUUUUGAGCAGGAGAUGGAAACUGCCGCCAGCAGUUCAAGUUUGGAAAAAGCCUACGAGCUUCCUGAUGGCCAGGUUAUCACCAUCGGCAACGAGCGAUUCAGAUGUCCUGAGGCAAUCUUCCAAACAUCCUUCCUCGAAAUAUCGGGUGGUAUCCACGAAGCCUGCUAUAACUCAAUCAUGAGGUGCGAUGUUGAUAUCAGGAAAGAUCUCUUCGCUAACAUCGUGUUGUCUGGUGGUUCCAACAUGUUCCCUGGUAUUGCCGACAGAAUGCAGAAAGAAAUUACACUCCUUGCUCCACCGACAAUGAAGAUCAAGGUGAUCGCUGACGCUUCACCUGAAAGAAAGUACUCCACCUGGAUUGGUGGCUCGAUCUUGGCCUCUCUUUCUUCCUUUAAAAAGAUGUGCAUCUCAAAAGCCGAAUACGACGAAUCUGGACCUUUCAUUGUUCACGCAAAAUGUUUCUAACUGACAUUUAACGAAAAACCACCAGUAGUUUGCAAUUACGGGAAGUUAUUUUUUUCCAGAAAUUUUCAAACGUUACCACCUUAAAACAGAUGUGGAUCGUAAAAAAGAAUACGACGACUGGACCAUCCAUUGUUCACGGAAUCAUGUGGUUAUAGUUAUCAUUGGUUGUAUAG